This is a messenger RNA of Nymphaea colorata (pocket water lily), 2956 nucleotides long. RefSeq lists its product as uncharacterized. The record is from RefSeq and is a predicted model, not a curated record. Bases 162 to 2855 code for a protein of 897 amino acids. Lineage: Eukaryota; Viridiplantae; Streptophyta; Magnoliopsida; Nymphaeales; Nymphaeaceae. The transcript is spliced from 3 exons.
GAAAGCCCGAGAGAGUAAUGGUAGUGAAGAUUAAAUCCUCUUCCUCCAAGCAGCUAGAUCCUAAACCUGCAGAUCAACUUGGAGACAGUCGAUCUUUUCUCCGGAAAACCGAAUUCGCAACCUCAUAAGUGCGGUACAUUGCUGGAGAAAGAGACGGCGAGAUGGCGACGGAUUACCAGGCCGCCCUGAUCCGGCGGAUCAAGUCUCGUCUCCGGCAGGAGGCCGGUGUUCCAUCGUUCGAUCCCUCCGACCCGUGCCUACAGCCGCUGCCGACGCUCGAGGAGGUAGUCGUUGGAUUUAAUCCGUCGCCGCUGCAGCUUCGGUGCCGGAAAUGUCGUGGCCGACUCCUCGCCGGCAUCCGAUCGCACGUCUGCAUCUACUGCGGAGCUCAACAGCGGAACGACGUAUGCCCACCCAGCAUGUCCUUCACCUCCACGUUUGCCUACCGCGGGCUUCUUAGGUCGCUGCAGCUUGAUGGAUCCGAGAUCAUAUCAUUGGACAUUAAUACAGAGCAUUCUAUUGGUCAACAUGCGACAGCAAAGAAGGAGACUCUGUUAUCAGAACUGUUGGAUUUUGAACUGAAGUGGCCUCAAGUCACUGAGGACACAGAUGACAACCAUGAAAGCAAGGUUCCAGUGCCAAAUACCAAUUAUGCUAACUUAGCUAGUCUCAAUCUGGACAAUUUCUUCUGUACCACCUCCAAACCAGAGAUAGUUGUUGACACAACAAAUGGCCAGUCAACAUCAGAUCUUAGCAAAGAAAUGGUUGACAUCUCAUCUAAAGAGUUCACCUUUGAGGUAUUUGAGGAAAUAGGUGAGAAGGCUACGGUGGAUACUAAUGGAGCAAAUGAAUCUUAUUGGAAGGCUGACUUUCAGAAAGCUGCAUCUGAAAGUCAGACAGCCGAUGCCCAUGUAACUGGCUUCCUUUCACCGACAGUUACUAAGUUUUUGAGCACUAGCAAGCCAAUUGAAGGAGGGGAUCUCAGUAAUGAGAUACAGUUUACAUGGGAGAACAAAAACAAAGCUCAAGAACCCAAUGAAUUAAGGCAUUUGCCAUUCUCCACAGAACAAAGGCCUCGCAAUGUCAUUUCUGUCAGUGCUACAGCAGAGAAUAAGAGUGUCAAUCAGUCAAAAGAAAGUGAUGAUUCACUAGAUGAUUGGCAAGGCUUUUCUGGCUCUUCUCACUUAUUUUCUUAUACAAAAGGUCGUGCAGAUGAAACUUUUGAAAAUGAUGCAAAAGAGACCAAUUGCAUUAAGCAAACAGAAGAAGGUGAUAAUUCGCUAGAUGAUGAUUGGCAGGACUUUACCGGUUGUGCAGAUACUCCAUCCCUAGCUUCAAGUUUAUGGGCUCUUAGUGGUGGAGCAUUUUCCCAUGAAUCUGCUGCAAAAGUUAAUUCCAUUGAUGUAAACCAUGAGAAUGUUUGGAGAACUAUUGGUGCAGACUCCAAUAAUGUGGUACAUACAGCUGUUGAUUCUGUCAACAACUCUGAAGGAUGUAAUCAAUUGAAAGAGAGAACUUUUUCUAAUCCUGAGUCUGAUGCUUUUAUGGGGGAAAAGCCACAAGAAAAUAACUCUAAUAGCCUAAUAACACAAACGGAUAACUCGCUGGAUGACUGGCAAGAAUUUACUGGUUCUGGAGAAAUGUCCAUGCUAUCUUCAGAUGCAUGGCCUCUAGCUGGCUCAGCAAGUUCACAGAAACCCACGGAAUGGAUUGGAUCGUACAAGUUAGUUCAUGAGACUGAGACUACUAGCAAGAGCAAUAUCAGUCUUCAGAUUAUUACUGAUGCAGGAUCCUGUGAAAUAGAACAAAGUACUGCUGAUUUGAAAGAUAAUAUUGAAGCUCAUCACUUGAAACCGGUACACCUGUCCACUUCUGAAAUUGGCAAUCUUUUUGGAGAAGAUGAGCUGGUACAGACUACUGCUGGUUCCACAGGAGGGAUUGUGAAACCAAAUCAGUUGCAGUCACCCUUUCCAAAUUCAAAGUUCGGUACUCUCUUUGAAGGAAGUUCUGGGAAUCACAAUACCAACCAUGAAGGUGACAACUCUUAUGAUGUUUGGCAUGAUUUUACUAGUCCUGGAGAACCACUUGGGGCCACUUCAAGUACAUGGCCUUUAGCUGGCUCAGCAGUUGAACAAGAGUCUGCCAGAAAAGGUGAAUCAACAAACAUAAUAAAUGACAUGGAGUCUAUUGAUAGCAAGUGUGUCAUUACUCAGAGAACUGUAGAUUUAGAAUCCAGAACUGUAGCACAGAUUGAUGCUGAAUCUACAAGCGUUAGAGAGCACAAUCAAUCAAACCAGUUAUCCUUUUCCAGUGAUCAGAUUGAUGCUUUCUUUGGGGGAUAUUCACAAAAGGAUAGCAGCAGCCAGCCAGCAAAAGAAAUUGACGACCCACUGGAUGACUGGCAGGACUUUGCUGGUUCUGGAGAUGCGCAGGAGCCCUCUCCAAGUGUGGGCCCCAAUGCUGAUUUUUCAGGUUCCCAAGAAUCUAUGAAGGGGACUGAAUCAGCACAUAUGUUGAGAGAUAUAGAGUUCACAAAAUAUAUACAGUCUGAACCUUUAUCAACAGAAUUGCACCUUCAGAAAAGUUCUGUCAACUUAAAUCAUAUGUCACCAGUGCCUUCCUUUUCUAACAGGAUUGGAGAUGCAGGAGAGAUGCUUGAUGUGAGUUCCAGUGGUGAAGCUGUGUUUAACCAUGCGGAUGACACCUCAGGUGUAUUCAUGUUUCAUUCGGCUGCUGCUUCCACUGCUGCUAAUACCACAGAAAAGAUCAAUAUGUUGACUUCUGAGAUGCAUGAUCUUUCAUUCAUGCUUAAGAGUGGAUUGUCACUUCCAGAAAAGCAUAAGAAUUCUGGUUAAUUGUCCUUAUCGGAGCUCUCCAUUUCUUGCUUAAUGUUUUCAUCCUUGAAAAUUUUCUUGUCGUUUCAUUUAAUUUUAUAUGCCUAUGCCUCAUUCGCUCC